Molecule: messenger RNA, 1275 nt
Organism: Penicillium chermesinum
Lineage: Eukaryota; Fungi; Ascomycota; Eurotiomycetes; Eurotiales; Aspergillaceae
Product: MCM-domain-containing protein
Exons: 1
Coding region: 1-1275 (424 amino acids)
Source: RefSeq, a predicted model, not a curated record
AUGAUGAAUGCUCAUUUAAAGGCUGGUCAAUACGAUCAAGUGGAUGAACUUUGGCGGCUUGGUUUCUCGAACGCGAUUGAGCUAUCCAUACCCUUGGAUAUCAACGAACUCUUCAGUGGUAGACAAUCAACAACAGGCACUACUUCUGCAACGGGUGAUGUACCCACCGACAAGGCUUCCGCCUCAGGAUCCGAUAAAGAGACAUCAGGAGCUCUGGCACCCCCGAAUUCUCUUCAACAGAUCCAGGGCAAGAACAAGAAAAUCAUCCCAUCGCGUCGUUUCAUAUUAUCACGUCUUUUAAGCACUUACUUGAAGUCACUCGCCUACCGCGGAGAACGGUCUAAAAUUACCGAAACGGUCGCCAAGUUCGAAGCGGCUGGAUUCGCAUUAUCUGCUCUCAAUCGUUCGACCAUUAUCGAAAUACUCGCUGAGUCUGAUGACUUCACAGAUGUGGCUGGAGCUUUUGAGCUCUUUGAGACCCAGUUCAUGCCCAACUUCAUUUCAUGGAAGCACAUGAGAAACCAGCAAGGUCUGAAGCCUCCAAAUGUCCCCAAACAUGUCUACACUCUCGAAGAUCGGAGAACGCCUCAGCAUUCGUCGCGAGUACUUGGCAAGUUUGCAAAGCUCUACUGGGCCAACAUGGACCCAGGCUUCUUACAGCCUUCAUAUUUGACAAUGGUCUCACUGGCGGCGGCAGUGAAACGACUGCGCAAUAGGACCAUCUUGCAUGGAGGUGAUGAGAUCCAGAAACUCUAUCAACUCGCCCCAUCCACAUUAGAUGCGCUAGGUACCAUGCCUAUGUACGCAGACAAGAUUCAGGCUGUUCUUCUACGCAAUCAUGCCCCGCGUCGGGGUCUUCGGCCGCGACCUGUGCGAUAUCCUAUUCGUCCUGGUGGCAUCCUCGGACGAGGCAUCCACCCAUGGAAGAGCCGUCCAAAGCAUUCGUCUAGGGAUAUACCUGGAGGUGUUCUCGAGGACAAGCCAACCGGCGCGUCUGAUGCAAUGGACGAAUGGUAUUCCAUGUUGGGCAUAGAUGUUGUCGAUCAGCGCGUCACAGACAUGCCGUCUGCAAAUGAUUUUGGCGAAUCCCGGCUAUUCGCUCAGAAAGAUACCACUUCCGAAGACUGGGAGAAGUUCCUUAGUAUUGAGGACCGCACAGACUUGAAAUUCGAAAUUGUGCGUGACCGGGCAAUUCGUCAGUCCCGAAAAUAUCGACAAAAGGAGUUGACUCGAACCCGAAGCUCUCCACAAAAGGGGAGUCGGCGUCGACCUUGA